AUGCCGGGAUUUGCAGUCCGUUGCCGCCUGAUAGCCCAGAGUUGUGCCUGUGCGUGACUACAUGUCCCAGCAGCCCCAGAUACGCCGCUCUCUCCGUGCCCCGGCCGCUGUGUUCCCGGCAGAGGGGGGGUACUGUGGUCGUGCACAGGAUCAUCCUUAUCGGCUUCAGAAGAUGAACUGACCGGGUUCGUUGGUAAACGAUGUUCGGGAGGUCGAAGAGCUGGGUGAGCGGCUCCGGUCGGUCAGGCUCCAGCGUCCACUCCCUGGACCGGCUGAAGUAUAUGUAUCAUGUUCUAACAAAAAACACCACAGUCACAGACCUUAAUCGCAAUUUACUAGUGGAAACCAUUCGUUCCAUCACAGAAAUUCUUAUCUGGGGGGACCAGAAUGACAGCUCAGUCUUUGACUUCUUUCUGGAGAAAAACAUGUUUGUUUUCUUCUUGAACAUCCUACGGCAGAAGUCUGGGCGCUACGUCUGCGGGCAGCUUCUUCAGACAUUGAACAUGCUGUUUGAGAAUAUUAAUCAUGAGACGUCUUUAUAUUAUUUACUUUCCAAUAAUCAUGUGAAUUCCAUCAUUGUCCACAAAUUUGAUUUUUCUGAUGAAGAGAUUAUGGGUUACUACAUCUGCUUUCUGAAAACUCUGUCUGUGAAACUCAACAGUCACACUGUUCAUUUUUUUUACAAUGAGCAUACCAAUGACUUUGCGCUUUACACUGAGGCUAUCAAGUUCUUUAAUCAUCCUGAACACAUGGUCCGAGUGGCAGUGCGGAACAUAACUUUAAAUAUUUACAAAGUUAACAAUCAGCCAAUGCUACAUUAUAUUAGAGAUAAAACAGCAGUGCCGUAUUUCUCCAAUUUGGUCUGGUUCAUUGGGAUCCAUGUUAUCGAGCUUGAUAAAUGCGUUCAGACAGAUGAAGAACACAAAAACCGGGGAAGUCUCAGCAAUUUAGUAUCACAACACCUGGAUCACUUGAAUUAUCUCAACGAUAUUCUCAUUAUCAACUGUGAGUUUCUUAAUGAUGUCCUGACAGACCAUCUACUCAACAGACUACUUCUCCCUCUCUAUGUCUACUCACUGGUGAACCAGGAUCAGCCAACAGAUCGGCCAAGAAUAACUCCUCAAGUUUCCCUAUAUCUGUUGUCUCAGGUCUUUUUAACAAUACACUACGCACCUUUGGUGAACUCUUUGGCUGACGUCAUUUUAAAUGGCGACCUCUCCAUGUUUUCCUCUAAACCAGAGCACCAUGUUCAGCGGAGUACCGAGGAAUCCAACAUUAGGUGUUUUAUAAAGCCACAGGAAUCCCUAGAAAAAUCCCUUGAAAUUAAUCGUCAGAAAGGCACAAAAAAGAUUCAGAAAAGGCCAAAUUAUAAAAAUGUUGGGGAAGAAGAAGAAGAGGACAAGGUCCCUGAUGGCCAAGAAGAUCCUGAUAAGGCUAAAUCUACAGAGAGUGGCUUAAAAGGGAUUAAGGCAAGCGCUGAGACUGAAGAAAUAGAGAUGGUGAUUAUGGAAAGAUCGAAAGCAGCAGAAAAAUCUUUGUCCAUGGUAAAGGAAGAGAACACAACAGAUGAAGAGAAGAGUGCAGCAGCUGCUGGUGCAAUAACCAGUGCGAUCAGACCCUUCCUUGAUAUGGUGUACAGUACACUGGAAUGUUCAGAUGAUGAUUACUACACUCUGUUUGUCUUAUGCCUUCUUUAUGCCAUGUCUCAUAAUAAUGGAAUAGAGCCUGCUAAAUUGGAAAACAUACAGUUGUCCUUGCAUCCAGCAAAAGAAAAUCGCACCUACAACCAUGUGUUAGUAGAAAGAUUAAUAAGGAUAAUGAACCAAGCAGCGCAUCCAGAUGGCAAAGUACGUUUGGCUCCCUUGGAACUUGCAUGUAUUCUUCUGAAGCAGUUAGUUCUAAUUGAUGGUGACUGCAUAAUAAAAGAUGUACAUCUAGCCUGCUUGGAGGGUGCAAGAGAAGAAAGUGUUCAUCUACUGCGCCACUUCUACAAGGGAGAGGAAAUUUUCUUGGAUAUGUUUGAAGAUGAAUACAGGAGCAUGAUGAGCAAACCACUGAACGUAGAAUACUUGAUGAUGGAUGAAUCUAUUUUGCUGCCUCCAACUGGAACCCCGCUGACUGGCAUAGAUUUUGUAAAGCGCCUGCCUUGCGGAGAUGUGGAAAGAACACGAAGAGCAAUUAGAGUAUUCUUUAUGUUAAGAUCACUGUCACUACAGCUGCGGAAAGAGCCAGAGACGCAGCUACCUUUGACCCGAGAAGAGGACCUCAUAAAGACAGAUGAUGUUCUCGACCUCAAUAACAGUGAUUUAAUAGCUUGCACGGUAAUAACCAAGGAAGGAGACCAGGUGCAGAGAUUUUUGGCCGUGGACAUCUAUCAGAUGAGCUUGGUGGAGCCGGACAGUAAACGACUUGGUUGGGGAGUUGUGAAGUUUGCUGGUUUAUUACAGGAUAUGCAAGUAACUGGUGUAGAAGAUGACAGUAGAGCACUGAAUAUAACAAUCCACAAACCAGCAUCAACUCCGCACUCAAAGCCAUACCCCAUCCUUCAAGCAACAUUCAUCUUCUCAGACCACAUCCGCUGUAUCAUAGCCAAACAAAGACUGGCUAAAGGGCGCAUUCAGGCACGACGGAUGAAGAUGCAAAGGAUAGCUGCUCUUCUAGAUCUUCCAGUCCAGCCAUCUAAAGAAGUGGUGGGUUUUGGACAUAGCUCUUCAUCAGCAGCUCAGCAUCUACCCUUCCGGUUUUAUGAACAAUCACGUCGCGUCGGGAGUGAUCAAGCAGUGCAGCGCUCUGUCUUUGCAUCAGUUGACAAGGUCCCAGGUUUUGCUGUGGCCCAGUGCAUAAACCAGCACAGUGCAUCACCAGCUUCUUCCCCAUCACCUCCUUCAAGCGGCAGCUCCAGUGGAAGUACCGGGCCUUGUGAUUCUGUCACCACCAGUUUGACGUCCACUCCCUCUACAGUUCAGAGUCCAUCAGGUCUGGCAGGAAAGGAAGACGGCGAGUGUUUAGUCUGUCGGAGGCAGACAGUCAUGGAGGACACUGGGUUUAGGCCCUCGAACGGCAACUGCCUCAAUGACUCUUCCAUUCCUGACCAACCUGCAAUGACCAUUUACAGUCAGACGGAGUCCACCGAUGGGACUCAGCCAACAGUCUCCAGAACUAGAAAGAGUUCCUUACGUAAGCCAGACAGUGAAGUAACCACUUUGGCCCCCAGCCUGACUCCAGCACCCCAGCCAACAAUCUCUUUAAUAUCUGAUGAUAACACUGACGCUCUCAGCGUGGAAUCCCUUACUCUGGUCCUUCCUGUUGAUCCCCACAGUAUUCACACGAUCAGUUGUAUUUUGGAAGCUCCAAUGCACUCUGAAAACGAUAUCCAGACAGGAGACGAAAGUGCUGAGCUCAGUGGUACUGCAAAUGCUGAUCUGGCAGGAGCUGAAGGGCAGUGACAAUGGAAAUAAAUUCACAUCUGUUUUAUGAUGUAAUGUGGAAAGCCAUAUUAGCAGCAACAUUGAACAUGACACGCCUAUAUCCAAAUAAACCAGGACUUCCAAAUCUGGUGUGUUCUCUUGGCCUGAGAAAUACCAAUGGAUAAUCCCGAGUAUCAUCCCAUUAUUAUCACAUCCACGCUUUCUCUAACGUUCAAUACGCACAUUAAUGUAUAAGAGCUACAGGCCUGCUACUGUAAAUACUGUACACACGUUUCAUGUGCUAACAUGACAUGAUUUUUUGUAACAACGAAUAGUGGGAUAGACUGUUAUGAAACCACUGCAGUGUAAAUGAAUAUACAUUCUCUGUUACUUUUUUAUCAUAUUUUGGUUUUGGUAGUGAUUGCCUCUCUUUAGAUCAGAUACCUAAUUAUAUUAUACCAAACAAUUUAAUUAUUUUCUCCAUGUCAUGCGACUACUGUAUGUGAGACAGCAAGAAUAUUUUGCACUAUUUGGCACUUUAGAGCAUUUAUUUACACUGUCUAUGCUGUUAUUUUGUCUUUUUAGCUGUAGUAGUAAUAGACUAUUAUUUUUGCUAUUCUGCCAUUUAAGUGAUGGCAUUCUCAUGUUGCUAUAGCAACUGCUACUGGAUAAAGGGUACCAACUGGCUCUGGUAUAGUGUUCCUGCUGCAUUACUCAACUCUGCUUUUAAAAUACAUCACAGUUUCAAGUAAGUUAUUAUGGGCACUGAGUUUUGUCUGUCACAUUUUUCUGGUUCCAUGUAUGUUCAACAUUUAACAUAGCUGUUUCUGAGAUUACAGUCUGUUUCUUUGCUUAUAAAAUAAACACACGUCAGUAAAUGUACAUUAAUUCAGAGGGUUGUUUAGUUUCCAAAUCACACUUUAUUAAUUUAAAACUAUCAAUAUUGUACAGUGAAGUCCUGCAACUCCUUGUCAGAUGACUGACCCGGAUGUUAAAUAAAAUGAGUAUAAUACUGUGGUAAAAGUGA
Messenger RNA from Pseudophryne corroboree (corroboree frog), 4434 nucleotides. RefSeq names its product C-type lectin domain containing 16A (gene CLEC16A). The transcript has 24 exons. Gene Ontology annotation, biological process: endosome to lysosome transport; endosomal transport; regulation of autophagosome maturation. The coding region runs from base 201 to 3446 and encodes 1081 amino acids. Lineage: Eukaryota; Metazoa; Chordata; Amphibia; Anura; Myobatrachidae. Gene Ontology annotation, cellular component: late endosome; endolysosome membrane. The record is from RefSeq and is a predicted model, not a curated record.